AUGCUUUGCCGAACCUGCCUGCGCGCCCGGGUCGCAGCUCUGCAGGCUGCUGCCAAACCUUCGGCCGCACAUCGGACCCUGAUCGGCGCCCGUCUCCCCAAGCCCAGCAGCAGCAGAGCAAUCACAUCCAGAGCGGCAUCGUUACGAACCACGACCUGUUCUGCCUCGAGAGCGACGUCACCGAGUACCUACACUACCAGGCGAACUCUGGCCUCCGAAGCCGCUGCCUCCUCAUCGUCGUCCUCCGCCACAACGAGCGAGUCAACCUCGGCCGGCCUCGAGAAGCCCGACUUCCUCGACGCCGCCGAGUCGGAGAUCUGGGACCGCCUGGUCAAGGAGUUCUCGCCCGUGGAGCUGCUGGUGCAGGACAUAUCGGGCGGGUGCGGCUCCAUGUACGGCAUCGAGAUCAGCUCGGACAAGUUCAAGGGGGCCAACAUGCUGAAGCAGCAGCGCAUGGUCAACGCGGUGCUCGGAGACCUGAUGAAGCAGUGGCACGGAAUCCAGCUCAAGACGAGGGUGCCAUAG
This is a messenger RNA of Thyridium curvatum, 525 nucleotides long. RefSeq lists its product as uncharacterized. NCBI's taxonomy places the organism in Eukaryota, Fungi, Ascomycota, Sordariomycetes, Thyridiales, Thyridiaceae. The record is from RefSeq and is a predicted model, not a curated record. The transcript has a single exon. The coding region runs from base 1 to 525 and encodes 174 amino acids.